Molecule: messenger RNA, 1702 nt
Organism: Manihot esculenta (cassava)
Lineage: Eukaryota; Viridiplantae; Streptophyta; Magnoliopsida; Malpighiales; Euphorbiaceae
Exons: 1
Coding region: 330-1511 (393 amino acids)
Source: RefSeq, a predicted model, not a curated record
UUGACAUAAUCACGAGACUACCUACUUUGAUCUUCUUACAAGAAACUAUAUAUUAUUUAUUAAAUUAUGCUCGGUUUGGCACUUAUUUUGUCAGCUUUUUCUUGGUCUUACAUGCCUGAUUUAGUUUAAUCUCCCUGCUUGGAACUCUUCCUGCUUGCCGGUCUUGAUGAACUUCCUUAGGAUAUUUGUUUUCUUUUGUUCUUUCCUUUCUACUCAUUCGGUUAAUCCAAUCUAACAGUGAUCAUUGCCGGAAAAUUCAACCGCGGGAGUCUCCAGUAGCUCACAGAUUAGGAAGUUGGUUGCUGGUUUUUCCUUUUCCUGAGUCAAUAAUGGAAGAAGACAUUGAUCUUGAUAAGCAGCUUGUUAAGAGUAGUUACUGUGGUGAUGACGAGUGUACAUGGCUUUCUUCUGCUGUUUCAACUCCUUCAUCAGUUUUUGAAGACUACAGAUUUUCUACUUCACUGCAUGUUUCUAUUGAUGAAAAACUGUUCAUUUCAUGGCUCUCAAGAUUGGAAAAAUUUGUCCUUUAUCUGGAUAAAGGAAGUCUUCAUUUUGAAGAUCCAAGAGUAAAUGCAAAUCCUGAGGAGAAAGCAGAAGACAUUUUAAACAACUCGACUUCACCCGAUGCUGCAUCAGACUCCUCCAUGAAUAAGUCUGAGAGUUUCAGGUCUUCUUCUGGGCAGUUCUGCGAGGACUCAACAAGUUGUAACAACUCUUUGAUGCCUUGCAGCACUAACUUUGAUUCUUCUUCUUCUUCUUCUUCCUCUCAGAUGUCAGAUUCUGACAGGAUCAGUUUCUUGGUCCCUUUAGUGAAUCUUGAAGGUGAAGAUUCUCAAUGGAUUUCAUCAGAUGCAGAAUUAGAUUCAGAUUACUUCUCAUCAGGUUUUCCAAGCCCAUCUUGCAAGAACUGUGAGGUUUCAUUAUGGGAGAACAACUCUUUAGAUCAGGAAGUAAAUUUGGAAGAUUUUGAUACAGAUGAACCUCUUUUCUGGCCAUCCCAAUGGAAACUAGAUUGGAAUUGUGAAGAAACUUGGAGAUGCUUUUCAAUGUCUCCUCGUAAGUACAUUACAGAUCCUGGAACUCUUCAACAUACAUCUACCAACGUAGUAGGAACAAAAUUCCAUGUCAGAAGAAAGGACACCAAUGAGGGUUUCAGGGAAAGCCCAGAGUUCAGCUCAGGUUCAACAGCAUCAACUUUAUUAGAGAGGAAACAAAGCAAAAACAACUUUAUCAGGAAAAUCAAUCCUGCCCCUUCAAGAUUGAGAAAAUCAAGGAAAAUUUCAAUGAAAAUAGUACCUAUAGAAAUGGAAAACGAUCUAGAUAAGAGAAAAGAUAAAGAAUUCUCAAUCCAACAAUCAAACUGUUCAGAUAGAGAUUUCUUGGAAGAUGAUUUCACAAAAAAUGGAGAAGUUCCAAUUGAGAAACUACUAGGACUUGGUGAGUUUGACGGGCAUGAAGGGGUGGAUUCAGAAUUCAAUGAAGAUAUUUUCUCACUGGAAGAAUCUCUGUAAGAAUUCAAGCAGACUUUUCUAUUAGUUUCUAGAUCAACCAAGUCUUCUUUUGGCAGCCCCAUUUGAUGCAAUCAGCAAUUCAGCAAAUCAAUACAAAUUAUUGAUGUAUUAAUACAAAUUAAAAUCAAAAUUUUGUAUCAAGACAUUAGAUCCCUUCUCCCUCAACUAGAGGUCUCUGAGUUAAGCUUGUG